GUAUUGCCUGUGAAUCCAGCGGCUCUCUGUCGUGUUGUAAUGUGAAUGAGCCCAUUAUGUCCAGGUUGCCAUGGAGACCUGAAAGCUGCUUUGGGGCCCGUGUGUGUGAGAAUAGGGAAGAGUUAGUGUACGAGAACAAACCAGCCCGCACCGGACCGGGGCUUUCAACACUGCAUGAAGUGUGGCUUCGGUUCUGACGACGUUACAGUAUGUUCACUCUGUCUGAGCUGUGGUCGGGCGGCGAGCGUCAGGGCAGUUAUAAGCUUCUGAAGCCGUGGUGGGAAGUCUUCAUGGACUACUUGCUGGUGCUAAUGCUAAUGGUGUCUAUCCUCGCCGGGACUCUUCUGCUGUCCCGGGACGGAGUCGUGUGCGUCCCCGUUCACUCCUUCUCCACCAACUACAGCUCUACUAUGGAGCCCAUGUCUGAUUUCGUUUACACAGGUGCCAAACAGUCUCUCGGGAGUCCAGCAAAGGGGCGACGUACCAACUUGGACUUCCAGCAGUACGUCUACAUCAGCCAGGUUUGCUAUCACGAGGCGCUGCCCUGGUUCUCGCGCUUUCUACCGUACGUGACGCUGCUCCACACGCUGGUUCUGCUGGCUAGCGGCUGCUUCUGGUUCCACUUCCCGCUCACGUCCGCUCGUAUCGAGCACUUCCUGUCGCUCCUCGCCAAAUGUUGCGAAUCACCCUGGACGACAAGAGCGCUUUCGCACACGGCCAAACUGGACACUCGCUUUUCGGAGGCGGAGCAAGUAAUGCGACCCAAAGUUCAGGUAACAUCUUCGUACAAAAUGCGCAAGUCGAGUUUGGACUCGGGAACGGACAGCCCUCUGCUGGCGGGAACUGAUAGUGCAUCCACUACGACACAACCCUCUCCAUGUCCCUCCACUUUAUCCCACUGCUCCACGCUCUCCGCUCGGUCGCUCAAGGAGCCGCUUCUGCCGGCGCAAGUCGUCCCGGACGGGUCCAGACCGGGAGCCACAUUGGACCGCAGCGACAGGGAGCAGGCCAGAGCGCUGUUCGAGAGAGUGCGCAGGUUUCGCGCUCACUGCGAGAGUUCAGAUGUUAUCUAUAAGGUGUACACUGCUCAGACGGUGUUCAAGGUCCUGAAGUUCGUCCUGAUCGUGAGCUACACUACUCCUCUCCUGAGCUCCAUCUCUUUCAGUCACGUCUGCCAGCUUCACUCUCACGCUCUGACCGGCUACAGCCUCUUCCAGUGCAGUCACUCGCUGUCCUCCGUCCUGCGCAAGCUGAUGCAGGCCUACAUCUCGCUGCUGUUUCUGUUUGGCCUGCUGGGCGUCUACGCCCUCUUCUGGAUCUUUCACAAGUCUUUGAGGCAGUACUCUUUCCAGAGUCUACGUGAGAAAGGAUCCAUGCUAGACGCACCUGACCUUCACAAUGACCUGGCGUUCCUCUUGCACAUGGCCGACCAGUACGACCCUCUGCUGUCCCAGCGCCUGUCUGUGUUCCUGUCGCCGGUCAGCGAGACUCGCCUGCUGGAGGAGAGCCUGGAGCGGCGCUGGGGAGCCGAACGCUUGCGGUCGAUGAUCACGAGUGACACGCAGGGCCGAUCUCUGCUGCAGCUCGUGGCUCUUCCUCGCCUGCCGCCGGCCCUCUUCACCCUCAGCCAGUUACAGGUGUUGAAGCUGGAGCUGAUUGGAGACGCCAAACUCACAGCACAGAUAUCUAACAUGACCGCACUCAGGGAGCUGCACCUCUACCACUGCACUGCCUCAGUGGAGCCCGCAGCCCUGCAACACCUUCAGGAACACCUGGAGACCCUGCACCUCACCUUCACCCACGCCUCCGAGAUCCCGGCCUGGGUCUACUCCCUCCGCGGCCUGCAGGAGCUGCACCUGAGCGGGAGGUUGAGCAGCGAGGGCGGGAUGGGGCGCGGCUGGGCCCUCAUGAGCCUCCGACAGCUGCGGCACCUGCGCGUCCUGGUGCUGCGCGGCGCGCUCCAGACAAUCCCGGGGGAGCUCAGUGAUUUAGCCGGGAGUCUGGUAAAACUGGAGAUAUACAAUGAGGGCACUAGGUUGUUGGUGCUUACGGGACUGAGGCGCUUAACCGGAUUAGCAGAGGUGCAGCUGAACGGAUGCCAGUUGGAAAGAUUGCCAUCAGCGCUGCUAGCGCUCACAGGUCUACGUAUUUUAGACCUGCAACACAAUAGCCUGCGUACCUUAGAGGAGCUGUUGGGAUUGCAGCAUCUGCGCCGUUUGUCCGGUCUACGACUUGCUUGUAAUCAGGUCUUGGCUCUUCCGGCUACUGUAGGAGUGCUGCGCUCGCUAGAGCUCUUGGAUUUAGCGCAAAAUCAGCUGCGAAACUUACCGUCGGCUCUCUUCACACUACGCAGACUGCGACGCCUCCUGCUGGCCGGGAAUCUUCUGGAAGUGCUUCCGGCGGAGGUCGGCGCUCUGACGCUGCUUAGCGAACUGGACCUCAGCGCUAACCGACUCGAACGCCUUCCCAAAGAGCUGUUUGGAAGCUGCGUAGAACUUCGCAGCUUGAACGUUGCGAAUAACUCGCUGGGAUCUUUGCCGGCGGGUCUGGGCGGCUUGACUCAGCUGUCCCGUCUGGAUGUGCGGGGAAACAGUCUGGAGGAGCUUCCCGUCGAGCUGGGGAGCUGUUUUGGGCUCCGUGGAGGCGGGUUUCUUGCGGAAAACUGGCUGAUGCACACCUUACCUCCGCAGGUCAGGGACGUCCUGCAGCAGACCGGCUCUUCUGAACCUCCGUCACGACCCAAUUCGGAUUGUUUUCCUAACUUUUCGACUGCGCAGUGGAGCUUUCACUCCGCACUGGAAUCUCGGAUAUAAAAAACGAUAGCUUCAAAGUGAACUUAUGGACUCUGGGGUUUGUUUUUUCAUAAACCAUAUUUUAACAACCCUUGUGGGAAAAGUAGUACACUUUGGUAUACCUUUAAAAAGAGUUCUUA
Molecule: messenger RNA, 2932 nt
Organism: Rhinichthys klamathensis goyatoka
Lineage: Eukaryota; Metazoa; Chordata; Actinopteri; Cypriniformes; Leuciscidae
Product: volume-regulated anion channel subunit LRRC8D
Exons: 5
Coding region: 210-2813 (867 amino acids)
Molecular function (GO): protein binding
Source: RefSeq, a predicted model, not a curated record